Messenger RNA from Spizellomyces punctatus DAOM BR117, 288 nucleotides. Its product is annotated as 60S ribosomal protein L37-A. Gene Ontology annotation, biological process: translation. The transcript is spliced from 4 exons. Gene Ontology annotation, cellular component: cytosolic large ribosomal subunit; ribosome. The record is from RefSeq and is a predicted model, not a curated record. Gene Ontology annotation, molecular function: RNA binding; structural constituent of ribosome. NCBI's taxonomy places the organism in Eukaryota, Fungi, Chytridiomycota, Chytridiomycetes, Spizellomycetales, Spizellomycetaceae. Bases 1 to 288 code for a protein of 95 amino acids.
AUGACCAAGGGUACUCAGGCCUUCGGUAAGCGUCACACCAAGUCGCACACCCUCUGCCGCAGGUGUGGACGCCGCUCCUUCCACAACCAAAAGAAGACCUGCGCGCAGUGUGGUUACCCUGCCGCAAAGAUUCGUCACUUCGAGUGGAGCGAAAAGGGUAAGCGCAGAAAGACCACCGGCACUGGGCGUAUGAGGUACUUGAAGACUGUUGCUCGUCGCUUCAAGAACGGUUUCCGUGAAGGUACUGCUGCCAAGCCUAAGGCUCGUGCUGCUGCUCCCUCUUCGUAA